This is a messenger RNA of Myxocyprinus asiaticus (Chinese sucker), 2457 nucleotides long. RefSeq names its product MAPK/MAK/MRK overlapping kinase-like. Bases 231 to 1502 code for a protein of 423 amino acids. The record is from RefSeq and is a predicted model, not a curated record. Lineage: Eukaryota; Metazoa; Chordata; Actinopteri; Cypriniformes; Catostomidae. Gene Ontology annotation, biological process: intracellular signal transduction; protein phosphorylation. Gene Ontology annotation, cellular component: cytoplasm; nucleus. The transcript is spliced from 12 exons. Gene Ontology annotation, molecular function: protein serine/threonine kinase activity; ATP binding.
UAAAUAAAAUAAUAAUAAUGAAACAAAACAAGCUUUAAUGGAUUCAUAAUCUAACGAUACUAAUAAUCAAUAUAUUUAUAAAUGCGAGGUGUUGCGACAGCUGGAUUCUGAAUGUCCUGUGAUAUGUGUUCAUUAAAUGGACAUUUGUUCUGCUGUAAUUAGACAUUCUAAACGCUUUGAAAUGAAAAACUAAAUUCAGCGUAAAUGUGUAUAAAUGAGUCGCGUCAUCGAUGGAGCGUCAGAAUCACCUUAUACACAGAGAUUACAGAAUCAUCAAGAAGAUCGGAGAAGGAACGUUCUCCGAGGUGAUGAAGGUCCAGAGUUUGAAGGACAGUAAACAUUAUGCCUGUAAAACCAUGAAACAGACCAUCAAGAGUGUGGAUCAGGCUCAUAAUCUGAGAGAAGUUCAAGCCAUGAAGAGGUUGAGUCCACAUCCAAACAUCCUGCAGCUUCAUGAACUCAUUUACGAUCGUGACACUGGAACUCUGUCGUUGAUCUGUGAACUCAUGGAGAUGAACAUAUACGAGCUCAUUAAAGGGCGGCAGAACCCGUUACCGGAGAGUAAAGUCAAACACUACAUGUAUCAGCUGUGCCGGUCUCUGGAUCACAUGCACAGUAAUGGAAUAUUCCACAGAGACGUGAAGCCUGAGAAUAUCUUGAUCAAAGAUGACGUGUUGAAGCUGGCAGACUUCGGUUCCUGCAGGAGCAUCUACUCCAAACCUCCACACACGGAGUACAUCUCCACACGUUGGUACCGAGCGCCCGAGUGUUUGCUCACAGAUGGUCAUUACUCUCAGAAGAUGGACAUGUGGAGUGCUGGAUGUGUCUUCUUUGAGAUCUUCAGUUUGACUCCUCUGUUUCCUGGACGGAAUGAGUUGGACCAGGUCAACAAAAUCCACGAUGUUCUCGGCGCUCCAGACGGUGCACUGCUGCAGAAGUUCAAACAGUCUCGUGCCAUGCGCUUUGAUUUCCCUCCUCGUAAAGGCUGCGGGAUUUCUCAGCUCAUUCCUCAUUGUUCUGCAGUUAGCCUGUCUCUGCUGCACCAGAUGUUGACCUAUGACCCUGACGAACGCAUCAGUGCGCGCACGGCACUGCAACACUCCUGCUUCAGAGAACUGCGGAUGGCUGAGAGAAAAGCGACAAGUCUGCGUAAGGUGAUCGGGGCGGUAGUGGGAGAAUCGAGCGGGACGCCCGCAUCUGUCGAUCAACUGUGGCGAAUGACACGACAGGGCAGAAGACAGCAUAUUAAAUUCGCUGGCGACCCUCUCAGCAGACGAAACGCUGCACAUCAUUACCCAUCAUUAGAGCUCCCGAAACUCAACGUUGUUGUCCCGACUCCAAAAAUCCUCUACCCAGUGUCCACCUUCCCAGCUCGGACCAUUUCACACCGCGGCUCUCUUCCUGCCAUCUCCAAAAAGUGCCACUCACGUCCCAAAGAAGAGACGCAUCGACUGAAGAGUUACUACAUGCCGCCGCUAGAGCGCAAUCAAGACGAUUACUGAAGUCUGAACACAACUGAUGAUGAAUGCACGUAAUAUUGCCACUAAAGGCCUUCGCUGCAUCCUACAGAUAUUAUAUUUGCUCACUUCAAUUAAAUAGGUUUAUUUUGUUCCAACACAUUGUUUUUCAUGUCAUGUAAUAUUGCACUAAAUGUCCUUGAGCACACACACACACGCACACACACACAGUUUUCAGAACAAUACUAGCUCAUAUGGAUUUAGUGGCAGAUCAAUGCAAACUAUAAUAACACAUCACCAAACAGAUAUUGAUUACUUCAGUGCAUUUUGUUUCUGACAUUCAUUCUACAUUAGAAUAUUUUAACUUGUCGAGCAGCUCCGACACAUGCCAAUGGUUUCUUUCACUGACUUCAAGAACUCUUUGCUCCUGCUGUUCUUUCAUAUGAAAUAUUUCAAGAGAUUGAAACAUGCAGAUUUUAUUGACUGUGAUUGGUUACAUAAGAGUUGACUGAGCUAAUAAGAAAUGCUGCAUUAGUUUGAUCAUAAAAGGGAUUUAAUUUGCAUUUGUUGCAAAUCACCAUGUUUUUACAACAUAUUGUUGUAGUCAUCUUAAAUUUGUAUUUCUUUUAAAUGAUUUCUUACUGUAUCGGUCACUGCUGUUUACUGAUCCACAGAACAUUUAAAACUAUUAGAUAAUUAAUUAUUGGUUUAUAUUUUACAUUGAUGACUUUAAAAUGUACCACAGUACAGAUAUUAAACUUUUGACAUGAAACUGCAAAGCUAAACAUAGAAAACAAGGUUUUUCUUUGUUGUGAUGAAGUAUCAAAUACAAAUAUGUUUUUGAAGGAAUGUUGAUUUACCUGCUGUUUAGGACCUGAAGUUGAUGUUAUGUGUUAAAACAGGAAAAAAAAACAUGUUUAUUCAACUAUACUGGACCAUCAAAUAAAAGGUAAAUGCCCAGUAAUAAAAGGAAUACUUAGUCUGGUGAAUUAAACAUCAU